Molecule: messenger RNA, 2479 nt
Organism: Malurus melanocephalus (red-backed fairy wren)
Lineage: Eukaryota; Metazoa; Chordata; Aves; Passeriformes; Maluridae
Gene: ACE2
Product: angiotensin converting enzyme 2
Exons: 18
Coding region: 28-2460 (810 amino acids)
Biological process (GO): proteolysis
Cellular component (GO): plasma membrane
Molecular function (GO): peptidyl-dipeptidase activity; metallopeptidase activity
Source: RefSeq, a predicted model, not a curated record
UGGGAGGUUUUCAUCCUGAAUGUGAAUAUGUUGUUCCACUUGUGGCUUCUCUGUGGCCUGAGUGCUGUUGUGACCCCUCAGAAUGUCAUCACACAAGAAGCCCAAAAGUUUUUAGAAGAUUUUAACGAGAGGGCAGAAGAUAUCAGCUAUGAGAACUCCCUUGCCUCAUGGGACUACAACACCAACAUCACUGAGGAGAAUGCCAACAAAAUGAGCGAGGCGGGCGCCAGGUGGUCYGCGUUUUACGAGGAGGCCUCCAGGAACGCCAGCCGCUUCCCAGUGGACAGCAUCACGGAUGACCUCGUCAAGCUGCAGAUCCAGACCCUCCAGGAGAGAGGAUCAUCUGUGCUGUCACCAGAAAAAUACAACAGGCUGGGCACUGUGCUGAAUACCAUGAGUACCAUCUACAGCACUGGGACCGUCUGUAAAAUCAACAAUCCAUCUGAGUGUUUGGUGCUGGAGCCAGGUCUGGAUGCUAUUAUGGCUGACAGCACUGAUUAYCAUGAGAGACUGUGGGCCUGGGAAGGCUGGAGAGCUGAUGUUGGCAGAAUGAUGAGACCAUUAUAUGAAGAGUAUGUUGAACUUGAAAAUGAGGUUGCAAGGCUGAACAAUUAUUCUGACUAUGGAGACUACUGGAGAGCAAAUUAUGAAGCCAAGUCUCCAGAAAAUUACAAAUACAGCCGUGACCAGCUGAUUGAAGAUGUGGAGAAGACAUUUGAGCAGAUAAAGCCUCUGUACGAGCAGCUGCACGCCUACGUGAGACACAAGCUGGRGCAGGUGUAUGGCCCCGAGCUCAUCAACCCCACAGGAUGCCUCCCUGCUCACUUGCUGGGUGAUAUGUGGGGUAGGUUUUGGACCAAUCUGUAUGCCUUGACUGUUCCCUAUCCAGCCAAACCGAACAUUGAUGUAACUUCUGCAAUGGUUGACAAGAAAUGGGAUGCAAUUAAAAUAUUCGAAGCUGCUGAGGCCUUCUUUGUUUCCAUUGGCCUUAAAAACAUGACUGAGGGCUUCUGGGCAAACUCCAUGCUCAUAGAGCCCACUGACAACAGGAAGGUUGUCUGCCAUCCUACAGCGUGGGACCUGGGCAGAGGCGAUUACAGGAUCAAGAUGUGCACCAAAGUGACCAUGGAUGACUUCCUGACCGCUCACCACGAGAUGGGCCACAUUGAGUACGACAUGGAGUACGCGGUGCAGCCCUACCUGCUCAGGAGCGGCGCCAACGAGGGCUUCCACGAGGCUGUAGGAGAAAUUAUGUCCCUUUCUGCAGCCACACCUCAGCACUUGAAAUCUCUUGAUCUCCUAGAGCCCACCUUCCAAGAUGAUGAAGAAACCGAAAUCAACUUUCUGCUCAAACAAGCACUAACRAUUGUUGGAACAAUGCCUUUUACUUACAUGCUGGAGAAGUGGAGGUGGAUGGUGUUCAGGGGUGAGAUCACAAAGCAGGAAUGGACCAAGCGGUGGUGGGAGAUGAAGAGAGAAAUAGUUGGUGUUGUGGAACCAGUUCCUCAUGAUGAAACCUACUGUGACCCCGCUGCGCUGUUUCACGUGGCCAAUGACUACUCCUUCAUAAGGUAUUAUACCCGAACCAUCUAUCAGUUCCAGUUUCAGGAGGCACUUUGCAAGGAAGCCAACCAUAGUGGCCCUCUUCACAAAUGUGACAUUACCAACUCCACUGCAGCUGGUCAGAAACUCAGAAAAUUGCUGGCAUUAGGGAGAUCCAAGCCCUGGACUGAAGCACUGGAAAGUGUAACAGGAGAAAAAUACAUGAAUGCAGCUCCCUUGCUCCACUACUUUGAACCUUUAUAUGAGUGGCUGAAAAAAACCAAUUCUGACCAAUUCAUUGGCUGGAAAACGGACUGGGCUCCACAUUCUGACGAUGCCAUCAAAGUGCGCAUCAGCCUGAAGUCAGCUCUGGGAGACGAKGCGUAUGAAUGGGAUGAAAGUGAGCUCUUCUUGUUCAAGUCAUCCGUYGCCUACGCCAUGAGGAAAUACUUCGCAGAGGAGAAGAAACAAGAUGUUGAUUUCCAAAUUACAGACAUUCAUGUCGGGGGACAGACUCAAAGGAUCUCCUUCUACCUUACUGUCAGCAUGCCAGGUAAUAUCAGUGAUGUUGUGCCCAAAGCUGAUGUGGAAAAUGCCAUCAGGAUGUCUCGGGGACGAAUCAAUGAGGCUUUCAGACUGGAUGAUAACACGCUGGAGUUUGUGGGAAUACUUCCAACCCUGGCAGCACCCUAUGAACCCCCAGUCACCAUCUGGUUAAUUGUAUUUGGGGUGGUCAUUAGUUUGGUUGUCAUUGGAGCKAUUGCCCUGAUCAUCACCGGGCAAAGAGAUCGCAAAAAGAGAGCAAAGCAAAGUAGAGGUGAAGCAGGAUCAAACGGUGGAGAGGUGAACCCUUAUGGUGAAGAGGGAAGAAGCAACCUGGGCUUUGAGUCAGCUGAAGAAACACAAACAUCAUUUUAAAAGGUGUGGGUACACUAAG